This is a messenger RNA of Ciona intestinalis (vase tunicate), 1107 nucleotides long. Lineage: Eukaryota; Metazoa; Chordata; Ascidiacea; Phlebobranchia; Cionidae. The record is from RefSeq and is a predicted model, not a curated record.
GGUAAAGUCCCUUUUACUUAAGAGGGAAAGUACCUUUAUUCAAAAAUUUAUUAUAACGUAUUCAAAACCUGUUUAAUUUUUGGCUUUAUUCCGCUAAAAAAUCAGCAAAAUGGUUUUCUCUUCAAAACUUACUGAAGAAGAGCAAAUGCUGAAGCGUCAAUACGAAGUUUUACGGAAUUUGAAAAAAGAACUCAAAGUUUUGACGUUAAAACGAAAGCAAGCUCAAGAAGAAAGUUCUGGAAACACUGCGUCUUCAAACAAACAAAAUAAAACAAUAUUGCCAGGUACUAAAGGUCCAGGCACUAAGCCACAAGAUUUUCUCGCAACGAAACAGAAAUUAGCUGUAAAACCAAUAAAGUCCUUCAAUGCCGCAGCUAAUACUGAGGCUGCAAAACAGCUGCUAAAAUCUGGGGCCAUUCACGUAAAAGCAGAAAAGAAAACGGCGUUUAAACGGUCUUCAAAUUUGAAAAGGAAACUUACAACGGAAACAGAUCAAACAAAACGCUCAACAUUUCAGUCGUUUAGCACUGGCAGUGACAGUACUGGUACAGACAAUGAAGAAAUUGCUGAAAGCAAAAUAUCUAAAUUGGACACUGAUAAUGCCCAACCGAUAAGUGAGCACUAUAAACCUAAGAAAGAACAAAGGACAAGAGCUCCAAGAAGAGAAAAGAAAACUGAGAAAAAAGCUCCCAGAAAAGGCAACACAUUGUACGUACAUGGUUACGUUGUCAGCGAAAAAAUGAUUGAACAAUAUUUUUCAAAAUUUGGAAAUAUCAUAAAAGUUAAUAUGGAAAGGGAGAAAAAUUCAGCGUUUGUAUCCUAUGACACAUUUGAAGCAGCCGAACACGCUAUUUCUGAAUUAGAUGAUUCGCUGGUUGACGAUUGUCGCGUAAAAGUGUCGCUAGCCAGGCACCAACCUCUAUUGGCUUCGGUUACACAGGAAACCCCAUGGGGCGGCCUGGCUGAAAGAGGGGACAAAGGAGCUUCAAUUCCAGACAGCAGAACACUGGUUACAUAUGGAGAUGAUCUGUUUUGAAUUCGUUGUAAAAUUGACAUAAUAUAUGUUAUAGUUUAGCACUGCCAAUAAAUUCAGUUUUUGUUCAAAAA